AUGAAACAUUGCUUAAACUCCAAGUCUUACAGAGCUUCACCAGAGAAAAGGUCUACUAACUUUGACAGAUCUUUGCUAAAGACAAACGUGACAGAGGCUUUAAUAAAAAAUAAGAAAAAGUUGAAUAAUUUUGCUCCGAAAAUUACUCAGAACAACUUCGAGCUGUACUCUGGUAGUAUUAGCCCUAAAAGCAAGCACCUAAAGGUGCUUGCUGAGGAGGAUGAAUUUGGUAGCCCAAAGGUACAACAGACUAUGGGCCGUCGCCUGGGUGAGAACUUUACUAAGAAGCCCUGGCAUCAGAAGAACCAGUUCAUGAAGCCUUGAAGGUGGCAACCUGCUGGUUGGAAAUAUCCUUUCCUACAUGAAGAUAAUCCUCCUAGUACUAGGGAACACAUGAGGCCGAGGACGAAGCGGUAUAGGGAUAUCUCAGCUGAGAAGUUUACUAAGAAUUACUUUAAAACCUCAUAUUGUUCCCAAUUCAAAGAUGUUGUAGGAUUCAAGAACCCUAAAAAGACCUCCUCGAUAGAAAGAUCAGGGUUUAAAGACACAGAUAGAUUAAAUGAAUAUCUUGUAAGUAAAGGAAUUCCUGAAGCUUCAAACUACAUUUCUUUAUGCUACCCUCCAGUGCAGUUAAGUCAGACUGGUACAAGCAAGGCAUAUCUUGGGCUGAAGAAGUAUAAUCCAUUAUUCCAAAGAGAUAAGAGGAAGAGCUGAGCUGAGACUAUCUCCAAGGUUGAAAAUGUAGAAAGACCUUCUCCCAUGAGUAAGACGAUUAACACUCCAAUUCCUAUCGAUGAUGAGGAAUGGUACCUUAAAUGUAAGAAUGACAAGAAGAAUCUCCGUAUAAUCCGGAAAGACCUGAAUAACACUGUCCGUGCAAGUCAUAACAAGACGUUCUCUUUCGUGAGGUCCAAUAAUAGUCCAAAAAUACUUCUUGAUGCCAAUAUUGAGAAAUUAGAGAAGCCGUCACAUAUACGCCCUACAAGGGAUGCAACUUUACCUUCAAAGAGGUCUAAGGGAAGGCUAGACAGAACUCAAGAGGCACAGGCUCUUUUUCAGAUGAGAUCAAAGGGCCUAAAACAUCCACAGACAUUUGCCAACCUUGAAACGUUAGAUAUCAGCAAAGACCUUAUUCACAAACUGAUGAAAUCCAGCAAAACUAAGGACUACUUGAAAUAUCUGAAGUAUAAGAUCCUUCAGGACGACUUGACCCGUUAUUCUAGUUACUAAGGCCCUUAUCGUCAUUAAAACUUUCCAUAGUGCUAUCUCCUUAG
Messenger RNA from Moneuplotes crassus, 1274 nucleotides. The record is from the annotation of a GenBank genome assembly. NCBI's taxonomy places the organism in Eukaryota, Ciliophora, Spirotrichea, Euplotida, Euplotidae.